CGCCGCAGCGGAAAAGAAUUAUCACGGAAUGUGUUUCACGGUAUCGUUGAUCCUCGUCCUCGCGUAGAGGUGUGGUGAUAUUUCGAGUAAAAGGGAUCGUGGCUAUAAAAGUCAGUGAUCCUGUUAGCAAAGGAGCCAUGACUACGUGUAAAGAAUGGGCUCGAUCGCAUCGGUGUUGCAGUGGCAUUGCUCGGAGUGCGCUCUGAUAAAUCCAACGGAGAGCACGCGAUGCGCCAGGUGCGGCCUUACUCGGCUUAGGAGUGAUGAGAAAGCAAAUCUCAGGCUCGGCCUGAGCUUGGAUCGCAAAGUUCCCGAAGAAAAAGGGGAGGAGGAAAAGCAAAGAGACGACGAGGAAGGUGACUCUUCCUCGGUCUCUGUUCCGCCAACACCUCCGCCGAAACUUCGUUUGGAGAAGCCAGCAACGGGCGAUACGCGUCCGGCAACUUAUCAAUACGUCAAAACCGAUCUCAUACAUCGCUCAGAGGGGAAUUUAAUUCUACUCGAUAAUCAUAUAAAGAAAUCUCACCAUGAUUCGUGGAAUGGAAAGUCUUGUAAAAAAGAGCCAGUUAAAAGAUCUUCUUCUCUACCUUCCUUAAUAACACAAUGGACUUGCGUUCGUUGUUUGUUAGACAACAGCUGCAGUUCUGGUAUAAUUUGCGUAGCUUGUGAUGCAAAUUCUUCUAUAGUUGAAACUGACAAAAGGCAGAUUGGAGCACGUAAACGCAAAAAAUUAAAUUCACGUAAAACAAGUCGUCUCAAAGCUGCAUCCGAACUUCUGGCCAAUAUUUUAGAUGAUGUCAAUGCAACAAGUUCUUCUACAAGCGAUGCAAGAAUUAUCAAUAAGGCUUAUCUGUAUUCUAUAGAUAUGGCACAACUAACAAGUAUAAGUCGUAGUGAAAGGAGACAAGAUAGAGAAGACUGGACCUUGCCACCGAUAGAAACUAUGGAGUCCACUACACUUUCCUACACAAAUACCACUGAUACCUCUCAACGUUCACCAAAAAGACAUAGUCCUUCAAUUUAUGAACGAGUCAAAUCUAAAGUUAGUCGCUCUUUAUCUAAUGGAUCUGUUGUACAUAAAUUAUCUGAACACGCAAUUCAAAGACCAACAAGUUUAGUAGUCUCAGAAUCUCAACAGGAUGAUGCUCUCUGGAGUUGUGAUAAUUGUACUCUUGAUAAUGCUCCUGGCCUAGAACAAUGCGAGGCAUGUGAAGCCCCUAGAAGUCCUGCUCCUUGCAGUGGAGUAGUUAUCAGUGUACCUGCCUGGGAACCACGUGCUCUAUCUUCUGCAGGUCCAUUGUCUUAUAGACGAUCUUUUUCUGAUGUCGAAUCCGUUACAAAUGUAUCUCGAAAGAAAAAGAUCGUCAAUCGUAGAAGUCUCAAUGAGGAUGAACCACCUGCAGUACCACCACAUUCUGUUGGUUUUAGUACAAGACCAAAAUAUUCUUACAUUGGAAUUACCGACCCUGAUAUACCGCCGCCAUUGCCAAAAAAACAAAAUAAUAAAUUAGGUCUUGUACCCACAAAAGCACAUAGCGAAGCAACUAGUCCUGUCGGUGAUGUACCGAAUGUAAGCUCGUUAAAACGUAUGUGGACUUGUCGGAAAUGUUCUUACGCGUAUAAUCCUUUAUGGUCAACUGGUUGCGAUAUAUGUGGAUCUUCUCGAUCACCGCCUUCGUUAAUGCAACCUAGUCUAAUAACCGUCACAAAAGAUGAAACGAGUUGUUCGAUGCAUUCACAAUCCCCAAUUGUAGUAUCCAGAGAUAGUGUAAGAUACAUUCCACAGAAAACUGCUACAUUGGCUACAGCAGAAUCUGAUCUAGAUGAUCAAGUUGAUCCACCUUCCCCCGUGUGGACUUGUAAAAAAUGUACAUUAUUAAAUGCCGCUUCGAGAACAACGUGUGAAGCGUGCGGUGGUUCAAAGCUUAAAAGUAUCAUGCAUUUAGAAGACGCUACGUUACGAAAAGGAGAAAGCUGGGUGUGCCCAUCGUGUACAUUAAGGAAUCCGCUAUCAGCACAAACUUGUAAUGCUUGUAAGACUUUAGCAGAUUUUCUAGAUGUACCAAAGGAUAGCAGAUUUUUUGGAUCAAGAAGUCCGAGUCCAAGACUUUGUUCAACCCCUAUAAAUUCAAAAGUUGUUACUCCAAGACAUAGAAAUUCUGUAAGAAGGAAUGGUUCUUCAAUUGGAGAUAAAAGACAUUCAAGAAUUAGAGAUUCCACUCAUGGUCAAUGGCAGUGUAAACUGUGCACAUAUGAAAAUAAGAGUACAAACGGAAUUUGUGAAAUGUGCCAAAUCUCAAAAAAUUUAUCUCAACUACCAGGUGAAAGGCCUAGAAUUAUUGAAUCUGGCAUAAGUACACUUACAAUGCAACGGCAAGAAAGCGUGGUUAUGGAGAAUUUAAGACAAAUUGAGGAAAGAGAAGCAUUGGAGAAAUGGGAGCGAAUAGUUCGCUAUUGCAAAGAGACAAAUGAACCUUUUGUCGAUGACUCAUUCCCACCAGCUCCAAAAUCUCUAUAUUACAAUCCAGCUGAAACAAAAGAUAAUCAUGUUGUUCAAUGGAGAAGGCCUCAUCAAAUUAAUGUUGAUUCUACAGUUGAUUCCAAACUGCCUUGGGCUGUUUUUAGGAAACCCUUACCUUCUGAUAUCUCACAAGGUGUAUUAGGAAACUGUUGGUUACUUUCAGCUUUAGCUGUUUUAGCUGAAAGUGAUGAGCUUGUAAAGAGAGUCUUAGUAAUGAGGGAAACCUGCCCAGAAGGAGCUUAUCAAGUAAGAUUAUGUAAAGAUGGAAAAUGGACCACAGUACUUGUUGAUGACUUGCUACCCUGUGAUAAAAGAGGCCAUCUUGUAUAUUCUCAGGCAAAAAGAAAACAACUUUGGGUGCCAUUAAUUGAAAAAGCAGUGGCUAAAAUUCAUGGUUGCUAUGAAGCUUUAGUAUCUGGACGUGCAAUAGAAGGUCUAGCAACACUUACAGGUGCCCCUUGUGAGAGUGUGCCUUUACAACCAUCUGCUUUGCCAAGUGAAGAUGAACUUGAUAAGGAUUUAAUAUGGGCACAACUUUUAUCUUCAAGGCAAGCUAUGUUUUUAAUGGGUGCUAGUUGUGGAGGUGGUAAUAUGAAAGUUGAUGAGGAAGAAUAUCAACGUAAAGGUUUAAGGCCAAGGCACGCUUAUUCUGUUCUCGAUGUACGGGAUGUACAGGGAAUACGAUUAUUGAGAUUACGUAAUCCAUGGGGUCACUAUAGUUGGAAGGGUGAUUGGUCUGAUGAUAGUCCUAUUUGGACACCACAAUUGCGGGAAAUGCUCAUGCCACAUGGUGCUUCUGACGGUGUUUUCUGGAUUUCUUUUGACGACGUAUUGAAAUAUUUUGAUUGUAUUGAUAUUUGUAAAACUAGAGUUGGGUGGAGUGAAGUUAGAUUACGUGGGACACUUCCACCUUUAUCAUCUCUCAGACAUUUAUCAUGUGUACUUUUAACGGUACUAGAACCUACUGAAACAGAAUUUACUUUAUUUCAAGAAGGGCAAAGGAAUUCCGAAAAAUCACAACGUUCUCAGUUGGACUUGUGCGUAGUUGUUUUUCGUACACGUUCACCAGCAGCACCAGAAGUGGGGAGAUUAGUAGAACAUAGUAAGCGACAAGUACGUGGAUUCGUUGGAUGUCACAAAAUGUUAGAGAGGGAUUUGUAUAUUGUUGUAUGUUUGGCCUUUAAUCAUUGGCACACAGGAAUGGAAGAUACUUCCAGUUACCCUGAGUACGUUCUUGCCAUUCAUAGUUCAAAGAGAUUAUUAGUUGAGCAAAUUUCCCCACCAGCAUUUGUCUUAGCUGAUGCUAUAAUAAGUUUAACUCUAGCAAAAGGACAAAGACACGAAGGAAGAGAGGGAAUGACUGCUUAUUACUUAACUAAAGGUUGGGCUGGACUUGUAGUAAUGGUAGAAAAUCGUCAUGUAAAUAAAUGGAUUCAUGUAAAAUGUGACUGCCAUGAAAGCUAUAACGUUGUGUCCACAAGAGGACAACUCAGAACUGCCGAUAGUGUUCCCCCGCUACACAGACAAGUCAUCAUAGUUUUAACACAAUUGGAAGGUAGUGGAGGUUUUUCGAUAGCACAUCGACUUACGCACAGACUAGCUAACAGUGGAAACUUGCAUGACUGGGGUCCGCCAGAUACUCAACAUUGUCCUCAAAUUGAUACUCAAGUCGAAGGUUUACAUAGUCCUCGUUUAAUCACGUGAACAAAUGAGUGAUUAAUAACAAAUAGGACAAUGUUUAAAUGUAUCUCGUUUGUCGAGUAAGAGAUUUAUUAUGUACUCGUGAUAUCCAGAAAUUUACCAAAGCAAGCUAGAAAGAUUUUGGUACAGAAGAAAUAGUACUGAAACUAUAAUACAUUCUGUGCUUUCUAGCUAUUCAUGUUGUAUGAAAAUUUUUAGCAUUACGACAAGCUCACUAUUGGAUAUACUACAAUAAUUAACAAUUAAUAUACAAUGAUUCUCUCUCUCUCUGAGAUCAGUGGUUAGAAAUAUUUUUUUUUAAUUAGGUAGAAAUCAUUCGUUGUAUCAAUGAAAAUGAAUAUACUUUAAAACUUGCGUGCAAAUUAAGCAUUUCUACGGGAACCAUUGAUCCAUAAAGAAGACUUAAGGGAAAUUAAAUAUUUAUGGAAGAACAAAUUAAACACAUUGCUUGUUAUAUAAAAAAAAAAUUAUUUUCUCAACGUAACAUAUAAGCACCAUAAAAAGUAACAAAGCGUAAAAGUUAUACAAUAAUAAUAUAUGAAGUGAAAUAAAUAACAGCCAUUGAUAAUGAAAAACAUAUACACUCUUUUUGGAAUUGCUUAGAGUAUGGUAUAACUAUGGGUCGAAAUUUUUUCAAUUUUUGCAUCUCACAAGUCGAUCCUAUUUUCGGAUACACAAGCCGUAUUCAGAACUCACAUUUAAAAGUACAUAUAUUGUAUAUUGUGUAUGACAGCUGAUGUUACUGGCCGUUUAAGUGAGGGUUUUCGAAUAUUGGUCACAUCGUAAAACUUUUAUCUCAUCUGAACUUUUGUUGUUUCCAUCUUGUAACUGGAUGGAGUGCUUGUGCUAAAAAUGGACGUAGCGCAUAGCUACAGAACCAAAAAUCUCUCUGAAAGUUUUACAGUAUAGUGACGCGUUCACUGCCAUUUUGUGCAAUGUACGUUUAACUUUAUUGUUGUUAAAAAUUUUUGUAGUGAAUUAUUAACAAAAUUAUUAUCACUGAUUGUUGUAUGUAUAUUUUAUGUUCAUUUAACUUAUAAUACAUAUCUUGAACUUUAUACAUACACAAGCGUGGCAGUUAACGAGUUAGUCAAUUUUAUAAGUCUUGUACAUUUUGUAAUCAUGACAUCAGAAUAGCCGUCUACGAGGCGCAAUCAUUUAUAAAUUUUUUUUACAUAAAUAGAUUUGUGUUUUAUUUUUAUACAUAUACAUAUAUGUUUUAUCUAUAAACGAAACAAAUAUGUAUUGGACAAUGAAAUAUAUGAAUCAUUUUUUUCCAAUUUGCAAAAACGUAUUUAGCAAAUUAUAAUCUCACGUAAAAAGGAAGUUACAAUUUAAUAAAACAUUCCCUUUUUUUUAAAGAGAAAGAUUGCUAAAUUGAAAAGUAUAUGUAUGUUACAAGUAUAUCUCCUUUCGAAUAGCAUGAAAUAAUUCAAAAAAUUGUUAUUGAAAUUAUUGCAUUAACAUAUAAUUAAUUUAAGGUUAAAACUGUAUACAAAAGAGUGAAACUAUAAGUUUUGAUUCUUAUUAAUGUUGUACCAACCAAUAAUUUUAAAUAUGUCCAUUAUAUGUAUUAAAUGCGAUGUAUGUUGGCACACUUUUUAAUUCUUUCUUAUGCAUAUUAUGCAGGACGUUAAUAAAAAUCGAGAACAUUUUUUUUUCAAAUAUUAAUUAUAUGCGUGUAAACCAUGAAAAAGUUUGUAUAAUCUUGUAUCUAAAGCUGUUGAGUACCCGAAAUAUUCGAAUAUUCGAAAUCUAAAUUGAAUUAAUUGAUUCGAAUAUUCGAUUAGUUGAGUACUUCGAAUAGUUCGACAAAAUUCACGUUCAUUGUUUCAAUUGAGAUCUUUUAAAUAUUGUAAUUGUUUAAAUCUAUUUUAACGAAUUUAAUUUGUACACUAUUUAAAUCUAUUAAAGAAUACCGAAUUUUCUUGAACUACUCGAAUAAGCAAAUUGAUUUCGAUAUGUAUUUUUUAAGUAUUAGAACAGCUGUAUUUGUAUUUAUGAGUUGAAAACUCGCGAACUCUUUAUGCGAUGUGUUCUAAGGAAACAAAUUUUUUCUUCAUGUAUGCGUAAAUGGCAUUCAUAUUUAAAGGACAUCUAAUUAAAGAUAGCUGUGAA
Bombus impatiens (common eastern bumble bee) is the source of this 6340-nucleotide messenger RNA. RefSeq names its product calpain-D. Bases 155 to 4225 code for a protein of 1356 amino acids. Lineage: Eukaryota; Metazoa; Arthropoda; Insecta; Hymenoptera; Apidae. Gene Ontology annotation, molecular function: calcium-dependent cysteine-type endopeptidase activity. Gene Ontology annotation, cellular component: cytoplasm. The record is from RefSeq and is a predicted model, not a curated record. Gene Ontology annotation, biological process: proteolysis. The transcript is spliced from 11 exons.